AUGAUACCUAAAAGAUCACCUUCGCCCGUCCCAUCUUCCCCUAUGACCCACCAACUACCUCCAAACCAUUUCUUAUCGCUUCAGCCGUCUUUCGCUCAACCGACUGUGGCGUUCCCCUCGGGUGUCCCUUCCACUUCGUCACACGAGUCUCAUGGUCAAGCUCCCAAUACCGCUUCGUUAGCUUCGGCCGAUUUCGAAGUCGAUGUUAGGACAGGAUUCUUACCCGGUUCGAAGAAUGUCGAGAGGUUGACGGGUAGAUACGAAGUUUGGGAAGAAGCGUUGGAUGCUGCGAAGGGCAGUCAACCUGCUUCGGGUCUGAUUAUAGGUGGUCAAAGGGAACAAGAGAAUCUGUGGAGGAAUGGUAUACAGAUAAUGCCUGUCGUCGAUACUGCCGAUCUUCUCGUCUCUUUACCACAUCUGCGACGAGCGCAUGUCGUUCUCACCUUCCUCGCUCAUUUCUACGUGCAUACCACCCCUGCAUCUACCUCAAGCUCUGUCCCGUCGACAAAGGAGCCCAUCCCUAUACCAGCAUGUAUCUCUGUCCCUCUGCUCACUGUCUCACCUCUCCUCGGUCUACCACCUGUCCUCACUUAUGCCGAUACCGUCUUAUGGAACUGCCUUCCUUCCAACCCAUCCAUCGCACCUAGUGCGUCUGUCAACCCACCCAGUGAGAUCAUCACCACAUUCACCGGAACAAGGAGCGAAGAGCAGUUCUAUCUCAUCUCAGCUCUGACUGAAAUAGCCGGUGCAGAGGCGUUGAGAUUGAUGAGACAAUCUUUAGAUGAAUUGUUCUUGGCUGAUGAGAAAGCUUUGAGAAGGUUGACGAUCUAUCUGAAGAAAUUAGCGAAUCAGAUUGAUAAAAUCAGCGAUAUCACCAUGACGUUGAUGAAGGAGGUUGACCCGGAGGAGUUCUAUCACCUGAUCAGACCGUGGUUUAGAGGUGGCGAUGGCGAUGGACCCAAUUCUGCAGGAUGGAAUUACCUAGGGUUGGACGAUACCACUUCGACGACAUCUGUAGCUGAAUCAAGUGACACUCAAGGUAAAAAAGGAAAAUUGUUCUCUGGACCUUCCGCCGGUCAAAGUUCGCUCAUCCAUGCGAUCGAUAUCUUCUUGACUGUCGAUCAUUCACCUACAGAACAGGAGAAAUUGGAAGCUCUGAAUGCGGUCGAACACCCCACUCAGUCCAAGAUCCUGGUCGACUCUACACCUAUCAACCCAUCUGAGCAACAACCAGCAGCACCUGCCCACGGACACGGACAUGAUGCAGCACCGAAGGGAGAAGCUACCUUCGUACAGAGGAUGUUACAAUACAUGCCCCUUCCCCAUCGAUCGUUCAUCUUACACUUAUCCACCCACCCUACGCCACUCAGACCCCUCGUCGUUCACUACGCCGCAUCUCAUCCGGCCCUGGCAGCUGCAUACGAUGGAGCUCUGGAAUCGCUAAGGAGGUUCAGGGAAAGACAUAUGAGGAUAGUCUCGUUGUUUGUCGUUCAACAAGCUAGGAGACAGCCGAGCGAGAGAGUAAGGAAGAUGAUGGGCUUAGAACCUCUAACUGGCGAGGUGGAAGCGCAGGUGAAAGAGGUGGACAUAAAUGAAAUUAGAGGUACGGGUGGAAGUGCACUUUUCAAAUUCUUGAAGAGAUGCAGAGAUAAUACGACGAAGGCUAUGGUUAGACCUAGUCAAGCGGGGUAUGAGCUGGAAUAG
This is a messenger RNA of Kwoniella botswanensis, 1704 nucleotides long. RefSeq lists its product as uncharacterized. Bases 1 to 1704 code for a protein of 567 amino acids. The record is from RefSeq and is a predicted model, not a curated record. Lineage: Eukaryota; Fungi; Basidiomycota; Tremellomycetes; Tremellales; Cryptococcaceae. The transcript has 2 exons. Gene Ontology annotation, biological process: 'de novo' NAD+ biosynthetic process from L-tryptophan. Gene Ontology annotation, cellular component: cytoplasm. Gene Ontology annotation, molecular function: heme binding; indoleamine 2,3-dioxygenase activity; metal ion binding.